Molecule: messenger RNA, 870 nt
Organism: Haemonchus placei
Lineage: Eukaryota; Metazoa; Nematoda; Chromadorea; Rhabditida; Trichostrongylidae
Source: the annotation of a GenBank genome assembly
AGGCGAAGAACUGCGGAGCUGGACGAGAGUGAGACCAGAAGAAUGAAGAAGAGUGGGGCGUUUGGACGAGCUAUACAAUGUGGGUCAUUGCGCACGUGUGGGUCCUGUUGCAAAAAACUGACUACGGUAAGCAGAAAUUGUUUACAGGUCCCUGAGGAUAAGAGAAAUUUACGUCUUGUCCGAUUCUCAUUGAUUCGCGAGGGUACUUCUGCUGCGAAUGGUAUGAGUUCAGAGGAUGCAAGAAAACGGCAGCGAUUGGCCGAGUCAUCUAGAAGAAAGUUGGAAAACUUGCAUAUGUUCAUAUCACCCACUCGUCUGAUGGUGCACAAUCUUCCCUCUUCCAUGACUGAUGGGAAACUUAGAGAGAUAUGUGUAGAGGCUGCUGGGAAGUUUGCGCAUAUUACGGAAUGUCGCAUUUGGAAGGAUACUUCGAAGUUGGACUCUAAGGGUAACGCUCGUUCGAAAGGGUACGCUUUCGUCAAUUUUUCGGAGCACAGUGAUGCUUUGCAGUGUCUCCAAAAGCUUAAUAACAAUCCACACAUCUUCACUAAUGAACGACGACCAAUAGUCGAAUUCGCUAUUGAAAACUUGUUGGCGAUCAGAGCCAAGGUGAGGCGCUCGGCUCAUAGCAAGGGAGAAACAUUGACAGGGCGAGAACUUAGUGAUAAAGUCAAGACACAGGUCAAACACUCAAUAGAAGAGGUGUCUAAAUCAGGUAUGAAGGUCAUGCCUAAGUUCUUGGGUAGGAAAUUGCGACACAAAAAUAUGAGUAAGACACAAUUGAAGAAGAAGGUUGAUGGAACGGCUAAAAAUGUAGGAGCGAAGAAGAACAAGAAGCUUAUGACAAAGUAUCUUGCGUUUUCAUCAUGA